Molecule: messenger RNA, 4399 nt
Organism: Octodon degus (degu)
Lineage: Eukaryota; Metazoa; Chordata; Mammalia; Rodentia; Octodontidae
Gene: Fanca
Product: Fanconi anemia complementation group A
Exons: 43
Coding region: 38-4375 (1445 amino acids)
Biological process (GO): regulation of regulatory T cell differentiation; interstrand cross-link repair
Cellular component (GO): Fanconi anaemia nuclear complex
Source: RefSeq, a predicted model, not a curated record
CUUAAGGCGCGCACCUCUCGGGUGCGGCUGCUCGGCAAUGGCGGGCCUGCGGGGUCCGCACCGGGAGGCUCCGGGCUGCAGGCGAGCCUGGGAGGAGCUGCUGGCGGGAAGGCUUAAGCGACAAAAACAUAAUCCUGAACGUCAGCAGAAAUUAAAGGAAUCGGCUGUGCAGCUCCUGAGACGCCACCAGAACUUGGGGGACCUUCUGCUUGAGGUAGAAAAUCCACCCAUUAAAAAAUUGUGUCUCAGUCAGUUGGUUGAUUGUGACAGUGCGGAGGCCUGCAGUGAUCGAUCUAGCGCCUUUAUAGGCUCUGCCUUGCGGGAUCAGGCCUCGAGGCUGGGGGUUCCUGUGGCGCUCCUGGCAGCCAAGAUGGUGGCCUGCAGCAUGGAGCGGGUGUGUUCGGAGCCCAGCCACCCGGCUCUGCUCAGCCCGGAGCAGAGGAAAAAACUGUCUUCCUUAGUGGAUGUUGCUCAGUAUUUAUCGGCACACGGAAUGUUCUCCCGUCUCUCCUUCUGCCAAGAAUUGUGGAGGGUGCAGAGCUCUGUGCGGCUGGAAGCAGUGUGGCGACUGGGGCUGGGGGGAGCAGGCUCCAUCCGGCGUCUAUGUGUCCCCAGCCAUCCUGACGUGCAGGCUGUGACGCCAUGGCUUUUUGGAAACCUGCGCCUGCUGUGUGAGCAGAUGGAAGCAUCCAGCCCGUCCGACGACACCGCCAGGGCUAUGCUUUCUGAUUUUGUGCAACUGUUGGUUUUAAAGGCAUUUCAGGACAACUCGGAUCUGGGAAGAACUGCAGAGCCCGGGAAGAUGCCUCAGGUCGCCCUGGAUGUGCUGCAGAACAUGCUGAGCUUUGUGCUGGACUCCCUGGCUGCUGGCCUUCAGGAGGAGUCUCCGGCUCACAAGGUGGUGAGGCACUGGGUGGAUGCGUUCAGCACACGCGUGUGCCACGCGAUGGCGCCAGAUCCUCUGAAGAAGUUCUUCCGUCACACACUGGUCCAGACUCUCACACACAGCCCCGUGCUGACAGUGUCGGACGCUGUCCAGAUGCAGAGAGAGUGGAGCUUCGCAAGAACACACCCGCUGCUCACCUCUCUCUAUCGCCGGCUCUUCGUGCUGCUGAGUCCCGAGGAGGCAGUCAGCUGCCUGCAGGACGUGCUAGCGGAGCAGGAGGUCAACUGGCAGCGUGUGUUGUCCUGCGUGUCCGUGCUGGUCAUCUGCUUCCCCGAGGCACAGCAGCUGCUGAGAGAUUGGGUGGCCCAGUUGCUGGCUGCUGCCUUUGAGAGCUUCCACCUGGACAGCAUGGUCACUGCAUUCCUGAUAGUGCGCCAGGCCGCGCUGGAGGGCCCGGCGGUGUUCCCGUCCUACGUGGAGUGGUUCAAGGCCUCCUUCGGAAGCGCGAGUGGGUACCACAGCUGCAGCAAGAAGUCUGUGGUCUUCCUCUUCAAGUUCCUGUCUGACCUCGUGCCCUGGGAGGCCCCCCGGUACCUGCAGGUACACAUUCUCCACCCACCGCUGGUCCCGAGCAAGUACCGCUGCCUCCUUGGUGACUACGUCUCGCUGGCUAGGACGCGGCUGGCCGACCUCAAGGUCUCCCCAGAGAACAUGGGACUGUAUGAGGAUGUGUCCCUGGCUGGAGACGCUGAAGAGCCCCGCAGCCAGGCUGCCCAGGAUGUAGAGAAGGCCAUCUCGAUGUUUGAACACACAGGGAAAAUCCCAGUCCCUGUCCUGGAAGCCAGCAUAUUCAGGAGGUCCUACUAUGUGUCCCACUUCCUCCCUGCUCUGCUCAUGCCGCGCGUGCUGCCUGAGGUUCCUGAUGCCCGGGCGGCCUUUAUCGAAUCUCUGAGAAGGGCAGACAAGAUCCCGCCCGCCGUGUAUGCCGCCUACUGCCAAGCCUGUGCUGCUGCCGGGGAGGAGAAGCCAGAGUGUGCAGACCCAGGAACUGGGACGGAGCCCUGCUGCGGGGAAGAGGCCCUAGAGCCACUUAGGGCUGCACUAGGGCAGCUCAGAGCCUUGAUGGCCAACCCUAUGCAGUAUGACGCUCUCUCUGCUCAGAUGGGUGCGGUUGCUGAGAAGCUUGAUGCUGUCUUGGGUCGCAGGAAGGAUGAAGUCUGUUCUGAGGAAACGAUUCAGCUCAGCUCCCUUGCCCCAGAUGUCUCGUGGCAGUACCAGGUAGUUGUGGAUCUGCUGCUGACAGCUUUCUGUCAGGACCUGACCGCAGCCUGCAGCUUUGUCCCCCCGGAGAGGCAGGGACCCUGGGCCACGCUCUUUGUGAGGACCUUGUGUGCUCGUGCGCUGCUGCCUGCAGUCCUCGCCCGGCUCUGCCAGCUGUUGCGUCACCAGGGCCCGAGCCUGAGUGCCUCACACGUUCUGGGCUUGGCUGCCCUGGCUGUGCACCUGGGGGAGGCCAGGGCCACGCUCCCAGAGGUGGACCCAGGCCCUGCUACGGCCACCCGCAGCCUUCCCGUCCCUGAGUUCCUUGAUGGCCUCCUAUCCUGCCACGCAGGGGAGUCCGCGCUCUUCUGCCUAAAGUUCUGCACGGCAGCUAUCGCCUACUCUUGGUGCAGGUUCUCCCCUCAGCCACACAGAGCCCUGCGCAGCUGUUUAUCUCCAGGCCUUAUCAAAAAGUUCCAGUUUGCUGUGCUCAGAUUGGUUUCAAAGGCCCGAGAGCCUCACCCUGUGGAGAGCAAGGCCAGCCCUCCCUGGAGACCCUUUUGCCUGCCUUCCACAGACUGGCGGAGCGCCGCUCUUGCUCUGUGGAGACAGAGCAGCUUCCGGGAGUUGCUGGAAGAGCCAGAGCUUCAGUUGACUUACAGAGACUGGCUGCAGCUAGAAGUCGAAAUCAGCCCCGGAGCCGAUCCUCUGUCAGACACAGAGAGGCACGACUUCCAGCAGUGGGCGAUCCACGAGCACUUCCUCCCUGCACCCUUGGCUUCAGGGGGCUGUGGCGGGGACCUGGAGGUGGCGAGCACGGUUCUCAUCGACGUGCUCAUGGACUUCUACCAAAGCCCGAGGAGCUGCGACCACACAGAGAGCCCCACCUGGCCCCACGGCGGCCACAAAGGCAAUGUGGACCUCUUCUGCAGGCUGCAGGAGAUGGCUGCCGACCUUAACCUCAGCUGUCCUGUCUCUCAGGGACACUUUGUCUUCCGAGUGUUCCACAGACGGCUCAAGGCCCUGGCAGGUGGGAGAGCUGCGGCCACCAGCCUCUGGAGACAGCAAGAGGUCCUCAUGUGCAAGCGGCUGCUCCUCCGCCUGCCCGCCUCUGUUCUCUUCUGGAGGGAGGAGGCUGAGGAGUCUGCUGCACCCAGCUGUGAGGAGUUCUUCCACCUGGUCAACUCGGAGCUGAGAAACUUCUGCACCCACCGUGGCGCCCUGAGCCUGACCCAUGACAUCACCGUCCACUUCUUCAGGGGGCUCCUGAACACCUGCUCACGCAGCCUGGAUCCCUCACAGACUGCCAACCUCACCCUGGCCCAGUGCCAGACCAGAUGCCCUCUGCUGGUGACCUCAGCACUGUCAUGGUGGUCAAGCCUGGAGUCAGUGCUGUGUGGCCGUUGGCAAAAGUCCGGCCAGGUGACACUGCCACAGGAACUGCAGAGGCUGCGGGAAGCUCAGCAGUUUGCCCACAGCUUUCUCUCCCCAGACUCGACUUCUCCUGCCCCCAGCCCAGCCUGGGUCUCUGCUGCUGCACUGUACUUUGCAGUCCAGCGAGUCAGGAAGGAUGAUGUGAGGAGGGUGCUGAAGCAGCUGGACUACGAGAAAGAGGAGCUCUUGGGGCCCUUCUUUUUCUUCUCCUUGCUCGGCCUGCUGUCAUCACACCUGACCCCAAGUGCCACAGCUGACUCUCUGACGGCCAUGGAGGUCUGCGCUGGGGUCCUCGUGUGUCUGGAGAGGAGAAAGCUACCCUGGCUGGGGCUUUUUCAGCUGACCAAGGCAGAUGCCAGGCUGGGCCACCUCCUGCGCAUGGCCCCGGAUCAGCACACCAGGCUGCUGCCCUUCGCUUUCUACAGGCUCCUGCCCCACUUUGCUGAGGCUGCCAGUGUCAGGGAUGAAGGCUUCCUGCAUGUUGCUGUCGACAUGUACCUCCGGCUGGUCCAGCUCUUUGUGGGAGGGGAGACCACCUCAGUGUCCCCCCUGACUGACAGAAGCCUGCAGCUGCAGGGCCAGCCCUGGCCACAGGGUAGCCCUGUAGAACUGCUAAGAGAAGCACGUCUCUUCCUGCUGCAGUUAAUACCUCAGUGCCCAGGACAGUGUUUCUCAGGCAUGGCGGAGCUGCUGGCUGGCCGUGCUGACUGUGACCCCGAGGUGACGAGUGCCCUUCUGCACAGGCAGCAGGCUGUCACAGAUGAGGACCUGUACCAAGAACCCCAUCUCUUCUGACUGGACCCGUCCCAGCACCCCACC